Messenger RNA from Meloidogyne enterolobii, 1230 nucleotides. The record is from the annotation of a GenBank genome assembly. NCBI's taxonomy places the organism in Eukaryota, Metazoa, Nematoda, Chromadorea, Rhabditida, Meloidogynidae.
AUGCUUUCUACUACUCAAAUUAUAUUUUUCAUUCUCUUCCUUCCAUGUACUUUAUUGAGCAUUAAAGAGGAUUCAGAAUUUAUAGAAAUUGAAAAUGAUAGGCAUUUUAAGGAUGUUGAUGCCAAAAAACUGGAUUUGGAAUUCCCUGAAGAAUUAAAUCUUAUAAUUGGAGUGAAAGAAGAUAUUCAGUUUACUUACAGAGGACAUCUGCACGCCCAUUUGGAGCUUAUUUUCGAUUUUGAUCACAAUAUACUCAACGUAACCCCAACUCGUCUUAUUCUCAAUCCCGGUAAUGAUUCAACUGGCCAUUUGUCAGUCGUUGGUCUUUCACUUAGCAGCAGGACAUUUAUUGAUUUGAAAGAUUGCUUUCUUACUAAUGGUACAAGACGUGUUGGAAAAUGUCCUUUCAACCAGGAAGAUGUUUUUGUUCGCCUAGUUGUUGCACGUAGUUCUGUAAUUUCUGUACUGGUAAUUGUAACGGGCUGGAUUUAUUUUUCUGCUUGGAGUAUUUCUUUUUAUCCACAAAUUAUUUUGAAUUGGCAAAGGAAGAGCGUUAUCGGUUUAAAUUUUGAUUUUUUACUUCUCAACAUUAUCGGCUUUUUCUGCUACACAAUUUACAAUCUUUUGCUUUAUUUCGACCCAAUAGUUCAGGAUAUUUACAUUGCCAGACAUGGAAAUAGAAGCCUUAUACCCGUUUUGUUAAACGAUGUUAUAUUUUCUGGACAGGCUUUGUUUGCCUGCUUAAUUACGGCUUUGCAAUGCUUUAUUUAUGAGAGAGGCACUCAACGUAUUUCCUACACUUGUCGAAUUUGGGCUUCAAUUUUACUUGGAUUUUCUUCUUUAUCCCUUCUUUUAGCUUUAUUUAGUUUUUUCAAUUGGCUGGAUUUUAUUAAUUAUCUUUCAUAUGUAAAAAUGGCUGUUACACUUAGCAAAUAUUUUCCGCAAGCAAUUCUUAAUUUUAAACGGAAAAGCACGAUUGGUUGGAGUAUUGGAAAUGUUUUAUUAGAUGCUACUGGGGGUACAAUGGAUAUUUUACAGAUGAUUUUACAAGCAAAAAAUACAGCUGAUUGGAGUGCUUUUGUUGGUAAUCCUGUCAAAUUUGGUCUAGGCUUUGUUUCGAUUAUUUUUGAUGUUUUGUUCAUCAUUCAACACUAUGUUCUCUACCCUCAUAAAGUUUGUUUAAUUGGAAAAAAAUCAGAAUUAAAGUCUUUCCGGAAAGUUUUAAAUUAA